AUCGAAAUGACGAUACUCGGUGCCUUUGCUUGUGUUCAAUUGCCCUUGGACGCCGUGGUCUUCCACGCUUCGCCACUUUACGAAAGAAAAAAUGUGUUUCGAGGCGUGUACAACAGCAGCACGAAUAUUGCUCUCCGCCGCUUCCCCAAGCACUCUGUCGACGCCAAGCGGGACGUGUUUGUCCAGCAUAUAUCGCUUCUCUCUCGUCUCCAGCACGACAACGUUGUGUCCUUUGUCGGGUGCUGCAUGGACGCCCAUGACAACUUAUAUAUCGCGAUGGAGUGGAUGGACGGCGGGUCGCUACGCUCCGUACUUACUAGCCCAUCGGUGCAUUGGACGUGGGCCUCCCACGGACUCGCAGCAGCACGCUCGGUCUGCGUCGCGAUGCAGUACCUUCGGUCUCACGCAAUCAACGACGGCGUCUACCCCCACACCUUGACAUCCGCCACCGUCUUCUUCCCGCGUGAUGCGAAUGCUAUGUGCAAGGUCGGCGAUAUUGGACUCGCCGCCUUGGCGUCCGAAGAGAUGUUGCCGUUGUGUACCGUUCCGACGUGGCUGGCUCCCGAAGUCUUGCGUGGCGACUGCGUGCAGAGCGAGGCGGCCGAUGUCUACAGCUUUGGCAUGCUGCUCUACGAACUGUUUACGCAGAAAAGACCGUUUACCAACUAUCGGAGCCGCAUGCAGCUGCUGAUUAGCAUUGUCUACGACGGCGCGCGACCGACGCUACCAGAGGCAGCGCCGCAAAGAAUUCUGGAGAUCUACCACGCAUGUGUCGAUGCCCAGCCAGCACUUCGCCCGACCUUCAGGCAUCUUCUGGGCGCAUUUUCCUGCAUACGCGACGACGCCGUGGCGUAGCAUCCUGACCGUGAACGCGAGCAAGGCUAUUUAUGCUCUGAACUACGCCAGAUAUUCUGUAAGACUUGUUGAGCUGUGAAUGAGACCUUGCUUUCCAG
Molecule: messenger RNA, 953 nt
Organism: Saprolegnia diclina VS20
Lineage: Eukaryota; Oomycota; Saprolegniomycetes; Saprolegniales; Saprolegniaceae
Product: TKL protein kinase
Exons: 4
Coding region: 7-855 (282 amino acids)
Biological process (GO): protein phosphorylation
Molecular function (GO): ATP binding; protein kinase activity
Source: RefSeq, a predicted model, not a curated record